Molecule: messenger RNA, 3609 nt
Organism: Onthophagus taurus
Lineage: Eukaryota; Metazoa; Arthropoda; Insecta; Coleoptera; Scarabaeidae
Product: neurogenic locus protein delta
Biological process (GO): Notch signaling pathway; cell communication; multicellular organism development
Cellular component (GO): membrane
Molecular function (GO): calcium ion binding
Source: RefSeq, a predicted model, not a curated record
GUCACGCCGCUCGCGGACACGGACGCAGUCUGCACUCGGCGUCCGCGUCGCAACGAUCUCCACGAUCUCACUACUAAAACAGAGUUCGUCCGCGUCUACGGCGUUUACGUGAGUUACGGUGAUGUGCCGUUAUGGGUUCCCCAAAGUGGUCUAGUGCUGUGACACCGUGAUCAAACGAACCCGCCGAGUUAUAACAACCCGAAUUUAAAGCUUAUGGCGCGCUGUUCCAGUCGACGCUGUUGCUGAACCAUGGAUUCCCGGAUUUCUUGCUGUUUUCUAUUCGGAUUAUUCAUCAUCUUUAUCACUAAGGUCGACGCUGCCGGCGUCUUCGAGUUGAAGCUACUGUCAUUCACCAACCAAACCGAGGAUUGCGACCCACCAUCGUGUCCAGCUCGUUUUCGGGUCUGUCUCAAGGAGUACCAAGUGAAAAUCGACGCGGCAUCUCCGUGUACCUUCGGCAACGUCGUCACGUCCGCCGUCGAGGACGGCUACGCCACCCCAAUUAGGAUACCAUUCGACUUCACCUGGCCGAGCUCGUUUUCGCUCAUCGUCGAAGCUCUAAAUGGCAAUUCCACGGUUGACGUGUUAUUAAGAUUGGCAACGCAAACUUGGCUUGAAGUAGGCCAAAAAUGGACGUCGCAUGAAGAUACAUCCGAUGGUUAUUCAUUGAAAGUAGAAUUUCGAGUGACUUGUAACGUGAAUUAUUUUGGAAAAGGUUGCGAAAACCUGUGUCGUCCAAGGGAUGAUAAUUUUGGUCAUUUUACGUGUUCAUCCACGGGCGAACGCGUAUGCCUCGCUGGAUGGCAGGGAGAUUACUGCACGAAACCUCGCUGCAGCCUCGGCUGCGAUGAAGUCCACGGCUUCUGCAACGUCCCGAACGAGUGCAGGUGCCAGAUCGGUUGGGAGGGUCCCAAAUGCAAUCAGUGUCAACGAUAUCCCGGCUGCAACCACGGGACCUGUGUGAAACCUUGGGAUUGUCUCUGCGACGAGGGCUGGGGAGGCCUCUUCUGCAACCAGGACCUCAAUUUCUGCACCAAUCAUCGACCCUGCAAGAACGGCGGCACGUGCAGGAACACCGGCCAAGGCAGCUACACGUGCAGCUGUCCUCCAGGAUUCAAUGGCACCGACUGCGAAAGCACAAUCAGCGGAUGCAGCCCAUCGCGAUGUUCCAACGGGGGAACCUGUAUCGGAAACGGCACGUCGGUCUCCUGCCUCUGUCCUCCGGGUUUUCAAGGAUCUCAUUGCGAACAAACCUCGGUUUGCAAAGAAAACCCUUGUCAAAACGGGGGAACGUGUUCGGAAACCGGAAGCGCGUACAAAUGCGAAUGCCCGGCCGGUUUCGGUGGCGCUACCUGCGAAAUCCGGCUCGGCGAGUGCUUCUCGAACCCGUGCAGGAAUCAAGGGACCUGCGUUGAGAGUCCCAACGGAUACGAAUGCAAAUGUCUCUCGGGAUUCGUUGGGAAAUAUUGCGAAGUUAACUACGACGAUUGUGUAGGAAACCCGUGCUUGAACGGGGGAACUUGUAUUGAUAUGACAAACGAAUUUCAAUGUAAAUGUGUGCCCGGAUUCGUCGGAAACCUUUGCGAUAAACGAGUCGACUAUUGCCUAGCGAAACCUUGUGCUAACGGGGGAACUUGUUUACAACUAACCAACGACUAUCAAUGUAAUUGCGCUCCGCGAUUCUCGGGUAAAGACUGUAGCGUCGAAGUCGACGAGUGCAGCGGAAACGUCUGCCAGAACGGCGGAAGUUGCGUGAACAGAGCCCACAGCUUCGAGUGUUUAUGCGCCCCAGGAUUUAGCGGAAAAGUUUGCGAUGAGUCCGCCUCGAGCGUCGCUCCCAGCGCCAGAGUAUCGUCCGAAUCGAAUUUCACCACGGAACACGUAGUCGUUAUCGCCACCAUUUCCACCUUCGUGCCGCUGCUCGUCCUAGUCGCCGUUGGCGUCAUCAUUUGUAUGAAACACAGGAGGAAACGCGAGAAGGCCAAAGAAGACGAGGAGGCGCGUCUUCAAAACGCUCAAAACACGGCGAGCAGCAGUUUCGCGAAACGCGGCGCCGCGAUGUCCGCCGACGCCCACAUGAUCAAGAACACGUGGGGCAAGUGUACCAACAAUGUGCACUCCUCCAACUUAACCUCCCUGGACGAUUGCAGUGUGUCUAAUGUUAGUGUUAGCGAAGGCGAUGCCUUCCCAAAGACAUCUCAAGUGAUCGACGGCCGGCCAGUGUACAGUUUGCAAAGGACACGAUCGCAAAAACAGUUGAACACUGAACCGUUAGUACAGUGCAGGAAUCCGUCGACCCAUUUAGCUGCCAAGCUACAGGAACCCGACUAUGAACACAUCAAGCGUUUGUCUGUGAUGUCUAAUACUUCAUCGGCUGUGUGUGGCUCUAGUGAUGCCUCAUCUCCAUAUAAAAGGCCAACGGAAAAAGAGUCCAAUGGCGUCUAUGUGAUAGAAGAACACUUUCACCCUCAAGAAGCGUUAGCGACGGGCCUCUUCGCGACCGAGGUCUAGUAUCCAAAUAAAAAAAACUAACAAACAAAAUGAGAAAAUGAAACCAGUGCUCUGUAAAUAUAACUGUAUUUAUUCUCCCCACUGAUUAACUGAUAGUUGUGCGUUAUUUAUGAAUGCGUUUUCGAAUGUUGAAGUAUGUACUUAAUAAUAAUAUUGUAAUCGUAGUGGACUUCGGCGCUGCGUUAACAGCGACGUCGCCGCGCGGCUCGGCGCUGUCCGUAAAUUUAGUUCGUCGCGAUACCGCAAAGUGAACCCUCGCAAAAUCUUGUUAAUGGACAUAAUUAUUUAUUAAUUUUCUAUGCCUUGUAAGAUAGUCUUUUUCCUCUUACUUUUAGCGUUUGUUUAGCUUUUGGCCAUUGGCACUAGAUUUUAGGGUUCAUGCACCAAAGAUUUUGGCGCCGCGCUCCGCGGCCAACCUCGUUUCUGCGCAGUGGCGCCGCCCGUUCCAGUAAAUGACAAGCUACCACGAUGAUGUUGUGAUUUUUUUUACACGCUAAGUCAAAAAUUGUGAGAUCAAGUGACAAAACGGUCCCACGUAAUAAAGACAAUGCCAUUGACUUUGAAUCCGGGAAGAAUUUUACAACUUUUUGUGUACAUUUAGUGAGCGUUAGUUUAUAAGUCUAAAUAGCAUGUUUUUUUUUUCAAAUUAUGUUCCUGUUAUUAUUAAUAUUAUUAUUUAAACUAAGUCAUUUUAUACGAAAGUUUUUCCCGCCCCCUCUUUUUUUUUUUUCUUUCGGGGGCUUUCUGAAAAAUCCACAAGGAUUAAAUUGGGAUUUUUUAAAAAGCUCAAUCUAAUAAGUAUUUAGAAAUAAAACAGAGAACCGUUUUCAAUUCUUUGUACUUAUUAAUUUCCGACCACUUGUUGUUCCGAAUCGCCACCCCUUUUGUUCGUCUUUUAUUAAUUAUUAUUAUUUUUGUAAUAUAUAUUGUACAUUUGUCCUUCUUGUAGGAGAGACGACCGUAAUCGAGCAAACUUGGUCGCGUCUCAAUCCUCCCUUUAUUUUUAUACGUAAAAAUUGAAUUAAAUUAAUUUUGUCGUUGUACGGAGGCGCGUUUGUGCGUCAUUUUUUUGAUUAUAUAAAAAUACUGUGAAAAUAA